AUGGCUGGGGCGGGCGGGGCGCGGACCGGCAAGCCAAGGAGCGGGCGGCAGACAAGUGACUCCAACGACCUCCACACGAGGAGUCAUUUUCCAGAUGUGCGUUCCAAACAGGAGUAUGAUGAAAGCCAUGUGAUUACAGCCCUUCGAGUGAAGAAGAGGGCGGAUACAUAUCUUAUCCCCGAGUCUGUGGACCUGGAGUGUGUGAAGCACUGUGUGGUGUACGACAACAACACCAGCGACCUGGAGAUAAUCCUAAAAGAUGACGACAGCUCUGACAAUAGUGGAGAAGGUUUUCCAAAUGGAACUGGGAAGAUUUCGUUUGGCUGCAGCCAGCUGAGCAUCCUGGGUGAGGUCAUCCUAAGCUCUGGAAACGCUUUGGGUCACAUCUGCAAGGAGAGGGUCCGCCUGCAGGAACUGGAUGAAUUUCAGCCAUACCCUGUUGAAAUAGUGCCAGGCAAGAUCUACCUGGGCAACUUCCGGCAAGCCUGUGACCCUAAAAUCCAGAAAGAUUUGAAAAUCAAAGCACAUGUCAACGUCUCCAUGGAGACAGGGCCAUUUUUCCUAGGCGAUGCAGACAAGCUCCUGCACAUCCAGAUAGAAGACUCCCUGGAGGCUAAGAUCUCCCCCUUUUUGCGCCAUAUCUGUCACUUCAUUGAGAUCCACCUCCAGCUUGGCUCUGUCAUCCUGGUAUUUUCCACCCUGGGCAUCAGUCGCAGCUGUGCAGCCAUCUUGGCCUACCUUAUGCACCAGAAUGAGCAGAGCUUAAAGAGGUCCUGGGCCUACGUCAAGAAGUGCAAAAACAACAUGCAUCCAAAUCGGGGCUUGGUGAUCCAGCUGUUGGCAUGGGAGAAGAUUGUCCUCGGAGACUUUAUCACAGAUAUCUCGGAUCCACUCUACUGAUCUCUGUGGCCCAGCUAUGGGUCCUGAAAAACCUUGCUUGGGCGCUUCUUGUGGCUAGUGGGCCAAGGUGUGUAGCCAGGUUGCUGUGGAAAAAGGUCUUUGCUACCUGGAGCCUCUUGUCAGCCUCCUACAUUGGUUCUUCCCAGGUUCCUUGUUCACGCCACAUAGCAGAUGCACUCUGCUCAGACUUAGUGAGAACCCCCAUUCCUGGAUCACCCCCACUGCACUCCUGACGCUGCUUCUGAAAGAGCAUCUGGCUGCCAGAGCAACUGCCCCACAUGCACCCCCAUGACUUGAAUCCUUUGAAGGUUGCCUGGGGGGAGCUCCAGGGGUUUUGCUGUCUGUGUUGGUUCACAGGGGGUGUCACAAUACCCACCAGUGGGUGGAGAUCCCCCAGUCCUAGAGGUGCCAGGCCCAGGCCCCAGGCUCCACAGCUCUAAGAGGCCUCUGGCACAGGGUACACCUGUGCCUCAUCCCCAGUCCCAGCAUUCCCCACCACUCCACUGGUUUACUGCUUGUACCGAUUUCCUUUCUGUUUUCCCACUCAUUUCUGCAUGGCUGUGUUUACCAAGAGGAGAUUCCUACCCCUUCCAUCCCCCACACCCAAGUGUCUAGAAAUUCCUCAGGUCUUAAAGGGGGUUUUCCACAGAAUGUGCUUUGGAGCUCUGGCAGUGCCUGCAGAACAAGUCUGAAGUCAGGAGAGGGCACAGACAAGGGGACUGAUGGGGAAUUUAGGAUGUCCAUCAAUGUUCAUUCAGCAAAUAUUCCUGGGCCACCUGGGCAGGGCUGGGGACAUAGAGAUGAACACCAUUUUACCUCCUAGGACUUUCUGCAGAGGGUUGGAGGUCUCUCCUACCCCAAACGGAAGCCCAAGACCUCCAGGAGUGGGGAUUUGUCGGAGGAGUAAGGGCUUUUCAGGCAACGCAGGCUUUAGUCAGGAUCUGAGCUGGAAAUGAGCCUGGGAUGGCUGCAGAGCCAUGGCUCUGUCCGUUAGGGACUUCCUGGUAGGCAGGGCAGAACCACUGGGAAGUUUUCAGUGGGGACAUGGUGGGGAUUAGCCUCAUAUUUUAGGAAGGGCAGUCUGGUAGCUGUGUGAAGGGACAGUAUCAGUGAGCUAAAGGCAGGGAGACAGUAAGGAGACUGCUGUAAAUAUGGAGAGGAGGUUCGGAAUCCCCUCUCCGCUGAGGUACAUCUUCCCAAAGAUGAAAGUGUUUGAAGCAAGUGUCACCUCCCUGGGCCUUGGUUUACUCCCAGCAUGAUGAUCCAGGUCACACUGCUGGCUGCACCACGCGAUUGGCACCACCAGUGGAGCCCAGCGAGGGUCCGCUGCCGCCCCAGCCCUAGUCCAGGCCGGGAGUCGCGGGGCUAGCUGUGC
This is a messenger RNA of Hipposideros armiger (great roundleaf bat), 2275 nucleotides long. RefSeq names its product serine/threonine/tyrosine interacting like 1 (gene STYXL1). Bases 1 to 900 code for a protein of 299 amino acids. The record is from RefSeq and is a predicted model, not a curated record. Gene Ontology annotation, cellular component: mitochondrion. Gene Ontology annotation, biological process: protein dephosphorylation; positive regulation of intrinsic apoptotic signaling pathway; negative regulation of cytoplasmic stress granule assembly. NCBI's taxonomy places the organism in Eukaryota, Metazoa, Chordata, Mammalia, Chiroptera, Hipposideridae. The transcript is spliced from 9 exons. Gene Ontology annotation, molecular function: pseudophosphatase activity; protein phosphatase binding; protein phosphatase inhibitor activity.